Messenger RNA from Prorocentrum cordatum, 1272 nucleotides. NCBI's taxonomy places the organism in Eukaryota, Dinophyceae, Prorocentrales, Prorocentraceae. The record is from the annotation of a GenBank genome assembly.
AUGACUACGUCGAGCCUUGGGACGCUCGACUUCCUGAAGCAGUGGGGCGUCUCGCGCGAGGCGUGCCUGUUCGAGUCCAACACCAGCUUCGACGUGACCCUGGUAUGCCACGAGGCUCGCAGCGUGGACGUGAGCCACGGCGACCAGCUGUUCGUCUCGGUGCGGGUGGCGCAGAAGGUCCACGCGGAGGAGGCGCGCGCGGCGAUCGGCGCGGCCUGCCAGCUGAAGGCGGUGGAUGUGGACACCAACUUGCUGCUGUGCCUGUGGGCAGCCAGAGAUGAGGCGUCUUCGAGGGACGAGGCCAGGAGGCGUGCCUGUGGCGAGCUGCAUAUCCCCCUGCACCGGCUGGCCACGCACUUCGACGGUAUGCUCUACCAGACCUGGGUGACCCUCGACCUCCCGGGGCUGAACGACUCCGUCGCGUCCAUCGGCUUCGGCGGCGAGGACGGCGCCUUCGACCAGAGGCUUGCGGAGGGCGCGCGGCAGAACCUCCAGCCGAGGAUAUGCCUGUCCAUCUGCAAGACGUCGGAACUUCCAGCCUCGGGGAAGCUGCUGCUGCAAGUCGACGCCGCCGACGCGUCCCGCGAGAGACAAUGGGGGCCGCUGCUGAAGUCCCAACAGCAGCACUCCGUGCUCAGCAAGGUGCUCCACUUGCAACUGUCGACGGCAGUCGAAUCCCCCGACGCCGUGGAGCAGACAGCGCGGACCACCAGCAAGCUGCGGGAGGUCCAGGACAGGGCUGCGGCGCAGCGCGACGACCUCGCGCAGGUGCGGCGGAGCCUCGAGGAGGCCAACGCGCGUCUGGCUGACGAGAGGACGGCAGCGUCGCGUAGCAGCGAUGGCCCCCUGACCGAAGCCGACGGCAAGGUGCCACCGCCGUUCCAAGAGCACGGCCGCGCGUCGGCGGACGGGGCGUCCGCCGCGCAGACGGCGCGGCGGCAGGCCGAGGUAGAACGCCUUCGCGAAGAGUCGGCGAAAGUCAGCCUCGAGGCCAACCAGAAGAUCGACGCCGCGAAUGAGCGCAUCCGGACCUUGAGGCGGGAGCGUGACGAGGCCCGGGCGGAGGCCGAGCGCACGCAGCAGGAGGUGAAGCAGCUUAACGAUCACCAGGCCGAGUUGCAGGAGGAGACCCACCAGCUCUCCCAGCAAAUCCAGGACCUGCUGAAAAUCGUGGAGGACUUGCACGACUCCUGCGUGGGGAGCGGGCAGGAUUACCUGGACAACAUGAGGCAGUCCAUCGACAGCAUCACGAAGAACUUCCAGUUCAGAUGA